AUGGAAAAACCCCCAGUCUUGGACCAGUAUGACGGAACAACUGACCUUGACGACCAUAUUCGGAGCAUCGAAGCCGUCAUGGAUUAUCACGUCGUCCGUGGAUCCAUCAAAUGCCGCAUCUUUCUGACCACUCUCAGGAAAGGGGUGAUGACAUGGUACAGGAAUCUUCCCCCCAACUCCAUCCACUCCUGGACCGAGCUCAAAGAACUCUUUUCGAGCCAUUUCACGGCGUCCCGUCGGCAACCGAAAUCAGAGGCGAACCUCGAAGCUGUGAUCCGAGGAACCAACGAACCUCUCCGAGAUUACCUCGACAGGUUCAACAAAGGGGCCGUCCAAGUACGGACGACCAAUUACAUGAAGAGGUACCUCCUAGAGCGAGGACUUCUCCCUGGAAGCGACUUCAAGAAGGCCAUCAAAAUCGAGAAGGUGCACACCAUGAACGCCCUCCUCCGCAAAGCUCAAGCCUUCAUCGCUUUCGAGGAAGGAGAAGCUGCUGCCAUAAAAGCCUCGAGAGGCAAUGAUGUUGCCCGUAGCUCGAACUACGAGAACUCAGGUUCUCGACGAGGGCACGAAAAAAGGAAAGAUGACAGGUCCCACGACGCCAAAGAGCGCCGAGGACCAGCUGGUCGCUUCAACGACUAUACCCCUCUGAAUGCUUCACGAGAGAAAAUCCUGGCCGAGUGCAAAAGUACCUGUAAUACGGUGAACUGA
Vicia villosa (hairy vetch) is the source of this 711-nucleotide messenger RNA. RefSeq lists its product as uncharacterized. Lineage: Eukaryota; Viridiplantae; Streptophyta; Magnoliopsida; Fabales; Fabaceae. The record is from RefSeq and is a predicted model, not a curated record. The coding region runs from base 1 to 711 and encodes 236 amino acids. The transcript has a single exon.